CUACAAUUAAUAUAUCAAUCAUGACAAAAUACGCUACAGACGUUAGAAUCAAACUUAACAAUGGUCUUGAGAUUCCAGCUCAAGGUUUGGGAACUGUUCCUCCGGAUGGCCACCCAGAGGCUGUUAAGGAUCAAGUUCUCGCUGCAGUCAAGGCAGGCUACCGUCACAUUGAUACUGCGUGGUAUUAUGGUUCUGAAAAAUACAUUGGACAAGCAUUGCAAGAACUUUUCAAAGAAGGUGUCGUCAAGAGAGAGGAUUUGUGGAUUACAACCAAGGUUUGGCCCUCAUAUUGGCACAGUCCUGAAAAAUCUUUGGAUACCUCUUUAAAAGACUUGCAAAUUGACUAUGUUGAUUGCUUCUUGCAACAUUGGCCCGUUUGUCUUCAUGGAGGAGCUGAUGGAACUCCAGCAGAACCACGUAACGAUCAAGGUGGAUUGGAUUAUGACGAUGAUCCAGUUACUGGAACUAAAUUCAUUGACGUCUAUCACACUCUUGAAGAUAUUCUUGAUAACACAAACAAGGUUAAGUCAAUUGGUAUUUCCAACUACUCUAUUCCAAAGCUUAAACAACUCUUGCCAAAGGUAAAAAAACAUGUACCUGUUGUCAAUCAAUUCGAAUAUCACUGUCAAUUGCCUCAAAAGGACUUGACUGACCUUUGUAAAAAACACAAUAUUGUCGUCAUUGCCUACAGUCCAGUGGGAGGUCCAGGUGCACCAGUGUUGAAGCUUCCAUUGGUGAAGAAAUUGGCCGAGAAGUAUGAUGUAUCAGUCAAUGAGAUCGCCAAUGCCUAUCACAUCCUUGAAGGAAGAGUUUCUAUUCCAAGAUCCUCGAACUUGGAAAGAAUUAAAACUACCACUAAAUUACCUCCUUUAACCUCAGAAGAAUUAAAGGAAUUAUAUGAAGUUGGUGAGGCAAAUCCAACAAGAUACACCAACGAUGAAUGGGGAUUUGGACUUGGUUUCAGAUGGUGGAAAGGUGAUGUUUUAAGUAAGGAAUUUGAUUAAGUAGCUGGGCUAGUAAAUUUUGUUAAUUUAUGACAAAUAUAUAUUUCUUCCUUAAGAUAUGAACGAUGUAACCUUUUCGGACCAAAGAUCUUAAUUUGUAGUAUAGAGAACCGUAUUGAAAAAGGAGGAGUUAGUAGU
Messenger RNA from [Candida] anglica, 1142 nucleotides. The record is from the annotation of a GenBank genome assembly. Lineage: Eukaryota; Fungi; Ascomycota; Pichiomycetes; Serinales; Debaryomycetaceae.